CUGUCUGGGGUGUGGGGCACCUCGGGGUGCAGGCAGGGCUCAGCAUUACCAGGGGUGAUGCCCCCCGUGGGGCUGGAGCCUGAGCACCCCAUGUCCCUGCUGUGCCUUGGCCCCUGCACAGGGACACUGUGGCAAGGCUGGCUCCAUCCCCAACAGCGCCUGAACAAGUCCCGAGGUUGGGAUGAGGAGGAGCUGUGAUCCCAGGAUGAGUGUGGGGAUGGAAAGGGCAGUGUGGAGCAGGUCCCAUCCUGGCCCCCCCAUGAGAACAGGAAACACCGGGGCCAGGCUCACCUUCACACAGGAAAGAGGUCAGCCGGCAAGGGCUAACCACAGGCGAGGAGGAGGAGGAGGAGGGGGCAGAGGAAGGCCCUGGCCAGGUAGGUUAGGACCCCCACCCAUGCAUCCGCAAUCCAGGGGACAUGGGUGCAAGGCCAUGGGGGCUGCAGGCAGCUCCAUGCUGGCUGGUGGCCACAGUCCCUGCUUCCCCCCUGUCUGCAGCCUGCUGCCCCAUUGCCACCCUCGGGGGGUGAUGCCCUCCCUGCCUGCCGGUGGGUGCGGGCAGCCCCCAGCCUGGCGCAUGGCCGGCGGCAGGGAUGGAUCCCACAGAGCUGGAUCCCGACGGGCGCUGGUGCGGAGCAGCGGUGCUGGGAGCGCUGGGAGGAAGGGGUGGCGAGGGGAGGGGAAGCUCUUUGCUCUGCUGCGAGAGCUGCCGAAGAGACGGGGGAAGCGCAGGCACUCGGAGCUCGCCGCGCUCCCCACAGCACCCGCAUCGCCUCGGCCCCCCCCGGCACCCCACACAGCGGGGUUCUGGGUGCUGCGGGGUUCCCCAGGCUGAGGUCCCAUCCGGAGCAGCGCCGGAGCAGGGUCCAUGCGAGCCGGAGCAGCAGGGCUGGCGGAGCCUGUUCCCAUCCCCGAGGUGACAAUGGAGCAGCUGAAGUGACCUGAGGAGCUGUUGCAGUCCUGCCCAGGAUGGGCUGUGUGCACUGCAAAGAGAAGAUCACCAGCAAAGGGCAAGUGGGGGGCGAGCUGGGCUCCCCCCAGCCCCCUGUGUCCCAGUAUGACCCCGACCCCACACAACCGGGUGCCAUCUUCACCCGCAUCCCUGACUUCAACAACUUCCAUGGCACAGCAGUCCCGGCGGCUCCAUCCCUGCUGGGGCCGGGGGGCUUCACCUCCAACAUGCUGCAGAUGAGGAGCGGGGGCAUCUCAGGGGGAGGUGUGACGCUCUUCAUUGCCCUCUAUGACUACGAGGCCAGGACGGAGGAUGACCUGACCUUCCAGAAAGGGGAGAAAUUCCACAUCAUCAACAACACGGAGGGUGACUGGUGGGAGGCCAGGUCCCUGAGCUCGGGUGCCACCGGCUACAUCCCCAGCAACUACGUGGCCCCAGUGGACUCAAUCCAGGCAGAAGAGUGGUACUUUGGGAAGAUCGGGCGCAAGGAUGCGGAGCGGCAGCUCCUGUGUCAUGGCAACUGCAGGGGCACUUUCCUCAUCCGGGAGAGUGAGACCACCAAAGGUGCCUAUUCCCUCUCCAUCCGGGACUGGGAUGAGGCCAAAGGAGACCACGUGAAGCACUAUAAGAUCCGGAAACUUGACAACGGGGGCUACUACAUCACCACCCGUGCCCAGUUCGACACUGUCCAGCAGCUGGUCCAGCACUAUAUAGAGCGGGCGGCCGGGCUGUGCUGCCGCCUGGCCGUGCCGUGCCGCAAGGGGACCCCCAGGCUGGCUGACCUGUCUGUUAAGACCAAGGACGUGUGGGAGAUCCCCCGCGAGUCCCUCCAGCUGCUCAAGAAGUUGGGCAAUGGGCAGUUCGGGGAAGUGUGGAUGGGGACAUGGAACGGCACCACGAAGGUGGCGGUGAAGACCCUGAAGCCUGGCACCAUGUCCCCAGAAGCCUUCCUGGAGGAGGCUCAGAUCAUGAAGCGCCUGCGGCACGACAAGCUGGUGCAGCUCUAUGCUGUGGUGUCGGAGGAGCCCAUCUACAUUGUCACCGAGUUCAUGAGCCAGGGCAGCUUGCUGGACUUCCUGAAGGAUGGGGAUGGCCGUUACCUGAAGCUGCCCCAGCUGGUGGAUAUGGCUGCCCAGAUCGCGGCGGGCAUGGCUUACAUUGAGCGGAUGAACUACAUCCAUCGGGAUCUUCGUGCUGCCAACAUCCUGGUGGGAGACAACCUGGUGUGCAAGAUCGCUGACUUCGGCCUCGCUCGCCUCAUAGAGGACAAUGAGUACACAGCACGCCAGGGUGCCAAGUUCCCCAUCAAAUGGACUGCUCCAGAGGCUGCUCUCUUUGGGAAGUUCACCAUCAAGUCGGAUGUCUGGUCCUUUGGCAUCCUCCUGACAGAGCUGGUGACCAAAGGCCGGGUGCCCUACCCAGGGAUGAACAACCGGGAGGUGCUGGAGCAGGUGGAGCGCGGGUACCGCAUGCAGUGCCCCGGGAGCUGCCCCCCAUCCCUGCACGAGGUGAUGGUGCAGUGCUGGAAGCGGGAGCCCGAGGAGCGUCCCACCUUCGAGUACCUCCAGUCCUUCCUCGAGGACUACUUCACAGCCACCGAGCCCCAGUACCAGCCAGGGGACAACCAGUGACCCCCCCCCGGCUUUGGGGUGGCCUUGGGGGGUGUUGCUCCCUUUGGCUGUGACCCCCCAAACUCACCCACUGGGAGGUGCUCGGGGUGCCCCAUGGAGGACAUGGGGCUUUGCACAAGGAUUCUGGCCCCAGAGAGGGGGCAAAGCGGUGUCCCCCCCUCCUUGUUGCCUUCACAGCCAGCUCUGAACCUGAGGAGUGCUCUGGGGACCCCCCCCCCCCAUGGCCCCCGGACACUCCUGUUCUAGCAGCAGAGGCCUUGGGGUUGGGGAGCUCCAUCUCUUCAGCCCCCCCAGAGCCUGGCUCUGACCUGGAGAAAGUCACCUCAGCCUCCCCUUUCUAUCAUCUGUAAUUUAUAGGAUUUCAUACCCCUCACCCUCAGGGACCCCGUAUUUGGGGGGGGAUCCCCUCGUGUCCAUCCCACCCCCCUUUAAUCUCCUCUCCUUAAAGCCAUAAACCUCUGCUUGCACUGGGGGGGGACACACAAACAGGGACUCUUGAGAUCCCAGGGGUUGAGGCUGGGGGCUCAGAUCUGCCCCUGGGGCUGUUUCCCAUUGUCCUGGGG
Molecule: messenger RNA, 3146 nt
Organism: Melopsittacus undulatus (budgerigar)
Lineage: Eukaryota; Metazoa; Chordata; Aves; Psittaciformes; Psittaculidae
Gene: FGR
Product: FGR proto-oncogene, Src family tyrosine kinase
Exons: 13
Coding region: 970-2583 (537 amino acids)
Biological process (GO): integrin-mediated signaling pathway; cell differentiation; cell surface receptor protein tyrosine kinase signaling pathway
Cellular component (GO): extrinsic component of cytoplasmic side of plasma membrane
Molecular function (GO): ATP binding; non-membrane spanning protein tyrosine kinase activity; signaling receptor binding
Source: RefSeq, a predicted model, not a curated record